AUGUCAGGCCCCGCUGAGAAGACCCACCCAGUCGAGGACGAACAUGGCAAUAGCAAUGGCAAUGUCCAGAACGUGACCGAUCGGUUCUUUCAGAUCGAUUUGUCCGGCGCAGGAAUCAACGGGCCAGAGACUUCGCCGGUGUCAGACAGCAAGCCAGCGGAACAAGGUCCGGACACCACCGCUGCCGCGACGUCAGGGCAUGCAUCGGACGCUGUCAACGCUUCAGAACCCUCGAACAGCUCCGAGAAUGAAGGCGAAGACGUCAUAGACGAGCCUCCAGCUGCUCCUUCGCCUGCGUCCAUCGCAUUGCCAGAGCUGUCUCCUGACGAGCAGGUGUCAGAUCAGCAAGCCCCACAACCAUCCGAUUCCGGCGCCGAGGGGACCACCAGGCAAGACUGGCAGUCUGGAGAGGGCAACAUCUCAGGUUCUCAAACCACAGCAGAGGAAGCAGCCGGUCCAGCGGACCCUUUUGCAGACGUUGACGAGGAGGAGCAAGACGACGAGGGCGACCCUUUCUUUGAGCCCGUGGCUGCUUCACCUUUCGGUGACACCGACGUCAGCUCACGCAUCGAUGACCUUCAGAUGGACGAGCCUUCUGCCGACUCUACAGUGCCUCAAUCUUCCCUCUUUGCCGACCUUGGAGCAGAAGCUACCGAAGACCCCGCAGAUGCUGCGCCCCUUGAUUCUUCGCAGCCGUCUUCCCUAGUCUCUGGACCUGCAGCAGGACACGCCGAUCCCCUGACAUACCCAGACUCUGCAGACUUCUCAUCCUCAUUCCCACAAGCCACUCCUCUACAUGCCGCUACGGACCUGCCACCGCCGCCUGUACAAGGCAGCGGCCCAGAGCAGGUGACCAACGGCAUCCUUACGUCCCAGCAGCAAGCGCAACAAAGAGCCACUGCUCUAUCGCCGCCUCCAACUCCCCCGUCAGCAACCUCUACGGCUACUGACCAGAUACGCUCAGUGUUUCAGAAGUUUGGGCUCAGGCCACAACAGCCAGCCGAGGCUCGCAACGCCGACCCACCGGUCGCCGAACAGCCUCGUUCUACAUUCCGGCGAUGGGGUGGAGGGCCUCAGGCUGGGACCUCAUCUCCACAGGUACCUAACAGUCAAGAUAACAACAGACUCGCAGAGCAGAUCCGCAAUGCUGCAGCAACAUCGGCGGCAGCCACAGCAGCGGCUGGAAGGCAGAGAUCCCCCCAAUACGCCUUUCCAGCGCACGCCGAUGCUGACACCCUCUCAAAGGAGAUCGAAGAGUUCUGGUCCUACGUGGAAACACCGCAGAUUUUGGAGAACAGGCAAAGUUGGGAGCAAUGGUUCCUGGCAGAACAGCAGACUUCGAAGCAGAAUGGGGAUGGUCAGGAAGGACGAUCAGGGGGUGGCAGCCCGAGCCCAGCGGAGGGCUCGACUGCAUGGACUUCUCUCCCGUCCUCUCUGCGUCAGAAGUACAUCAGGAAGCUGCUAGAGGAGCUGAUUAGCCCUGAUCCAGACCUGCGCCUUACCGCCUCCAGAGCGUUUCUAUACCUCCUUCAAGGCUCCUUUGCCGAUACCGAUGGCGCUGAGCACCAAGAGCACUGGAUCCAACUGAACGCCAAGAUCGGAAGAGAGGAAGGUGCUAUUGCAAAGGUCUACGAGGCUCUCAAGAGGACCCUGUGGAAACACGACUUCCUCACUUCGCUGCCUGAUCAUGUGCAAGGUAGUCAAGUCAGCAGCAACGGCGAAGCCAACCCCAAUGCGAACGAGCAUGUACCGCUCCUGACCCCGCAAUCAAAGGCGGAGUACCUGGACGAAGUCAAUUUGGCACUCACCCUUUGCUUUGCUCAGCUAUACAUCCUGAUCGAGACGGGGAGGAGACCUGACGAGGAAGGCAAUGAUGCCGAACGGCUGCCAGACGAUCUGAUGGUGCUUGAUCCACCUCUUCCGAUCUACUUGUGGCUCGUCGUGGCUGGAUUGAGAGAGAAAAGUGCAAAGGGCUUCCCAGUCAAGAAGCUACUGCUGUGCUUGUGGAAGUCGUUGCUGACUUGUCUCGGCGGACAAAAAGAUGUCGAGAGAUGCAAGGCUCUAGCCCGGCGAGUGGAAGGGCUUCCGCCGUCAUCUACUACCAACACCAACGCUCAAUGGCCCGCAGCUCCUCCCUCUGACUCCGGUAUGCGGCGAUCGCGCUCUUCCUCAGGGACCACUGGCUCAGCAGCAGUGCCAGGCCAGCCUCCUUCUGAGGGUCCCGCUUCAAUCAACCACGACGCUGCUUCGGCUUCAGGUCGACUCAGCCUGGGCAAGCCGCGCAAACGACGUCCAACGAAGGCUACGCCUAAAGACUUCGAAGUGUUCAGAGAUGAGCUUGCGGUCAAGUAUCCGACCUACGUUCCACCUCGACGCACGCCCGUCGAUUUGCCCAUUGAGAAGCUGGCUUCUGCCCUGGAGCCCGUGGCACCACGCAGGCUCACCUUCGCCAGUGGCGAGAACAACAAUGCUGCGGAGGGAAGGGUGGAGGGCGAAGCAGCAGCAGCAGCAGGUCCUGGUCCCGCUACUCCCGCCCCUUCACCUCCUCCCUCUCCUCGACCAAACAAGCAGAAGUAUCAAACGGAUCAGUCACGGCCUUUCGUCUUUCCAUUCUCAGCAUCCGUGCAAGGAGAUCGUAUGGUACCUUACUCGAUCGAAGAAGCAGAUCGUCUCUACGGCGAGAACAUGUACGUCAGCAACGAGAUGUGGCAAAUGUGGCGGACGAGGGAGGAAUUGUCAAGAGAGGAAAAGGGACUCUCAGCUGAGCAGCAGAAGCCUAGUCGCACUCGCCAUCGCAAGAUCGGCAGUGGAUCUGGCAGUGAUAUCAGCAAGAAAGAAGGGUCGUCGCUCAAGCCUAACACGAGACUGGGUGGCUCAGCCAAGACUUCCCUUCUGUCGUCGACGGGUACUUCGCAAUAUGCUUCAUCUUCGGACGGUGUUUCCACACGAUCAGGCAGUCAUGACGGGAGAAACUGGGCCGGUCUCCAUGCUCUGUCCCUGUCGCGUCUUGAUGGACCGCAAGGGGCCGGUGGCAGUGACACGCCCAGUCGCCUUACGUCUGGCACGCCGCCUGCGUUCACGCCAGGCGGUGGAAGCCCCCGUUUCACUGCCACUGCCAUGUCAGAGGCAGGCUCUUCGGAAGGUGCCGGAGUCAACGCGUCCGCUCCAGUCGACCCGGACAAUUCCUUCCUGACCAGAGGCGAACCAACGUACGAGCGCCUUGUCGAGGUAGAGGCUGAGAUCCAGGCUACGCUCGCCAGGGCUGAAGCAGACCAUCUCUUGGCCGUGUUGGACAAUGAGCGAUACCUCAGGACAGUCUCCCUCCUGCAGCAGCAGGUUGCGGAUGUACGACGGCUGCAGCGAGUGGACCUACUCUACAAAGCUGUCUUGAGCAAUUUGCAAAGCGCCGUCGUGGUGUUACUGAAGCUGCUCCUUGCUACAGUCACAGCCCCAAGUGGACCGAAUUCUGAAGGCAAUAUCGAUAUGCCUCCUCCGCCACCAACGGUCGAGGAUGUCGACAUCCUCCGUCAUCGUGAGAUCACGACCAAGGCUGUCAGCGCCAUCUUGCUCCUGAGUCUGAAAUGGUUCAAAGCGAGUCAUGCCAUGAAGUUCCACCACCUCAGCCAGUUCUUGGUAGAUUCGAACGCGAUGCUGCUCAUCCUGAAGAUGUUUGGCCUGCAAGAGGUAGCAAAUAGUAUCAGAGCCGUGAACGAAGCUGCCGACUACAACUUCUUUGCCUUUUGCGAGACAGAAGGUCUCAAAGAUGCAGGUGAUGUUGAUAUUGGCAGUGGGCUCGGCUUGCCAGCUGUGAAGCCAACGGUUGGCAGUGUCAAUGGGCUCGGCAAUGCCCCAGCCGAUGUCUCCAUGAGUAUGGGGCAAGACAUCUCGAUGACUCAGCCAAUGGUCGACGAUGCAGGCCUGAUCCACGAGUACUGUUUCCGCAACUUCUUCUCCAUCAUCAACUUUACGCGCAUCCUGCAAAAGGUCACCAAGAGAAAGGUGCACCGUAUUCUCUUGCUGGUCCAGUACAAAUCUUCUGCUAUCCUCAAGCGAUCACUCAAAGUUCCUCAUCCAACUCUGCAGCUCUAUGUACUGAAAGUGAUCAAGAGUCAAGUCCCCUUCUGCGGACGCAAGUGGCGUCAAAGCAACAUGAAGGUCAUCACUGGCAUCUACCUGAACUGUAGGCCCGAGCUGAGAGACGAGUGGCUGAGUAGUGACAAAGAUGGUGAGAUCUACGAGAGUCUCAUUCAAGAGCAAGCCUUGAGAAGUCUGGUCAAGUACUACAUCUCAAGCCGCUUUGGGAUCGAUGCCGACCAGAACCAGCAGCAGCAGCAGCAACAACAACAGCAACAGCAACAGCAGCAGCAAGGAGCUGGCAAGCAGCAAGGACCUCGCAAGAAUGCUCAGAAUGGCUGGGAUAACACCCCUGCUGAGCAAGCUCUCAGCGAAGGGCCCUUUGGUGGGGAGCAAGAGGGCAACGCGAAUGGGGAUGGACUCGAUGCCAAUGGUGCUCCCCAGCAGCCACAGCGGUGGGGCUUCUUCGAGGCCAAUCUCUUCCUGCAACCGCUCAAGCGAGGUGGAAGGAACGCAGGUGGAGCAGCAGGCCCUGGAGCAGCUGCUUAUAUUCCGGACGAUAUCGUUGAAGGAUACCUGGGCGACUAUGAUGAGAUUCUCAACGACGUCUUUGGCACUGUCACCAGCGACGAGCACUUUUACCGCAGUGGAAGUGGCAUGAGCAUCGACGAUGGACGCAGAGGUCAGGACGUGAAGUUGGGCUCUUCAGUCUCACCUUCCAUUAUCAGUCCGUCCUCCCAUUCCGCUCCUCCUUCUCCUACGACGAGUAGCGGAGGUGCUGCUGGGACAGGGGGAGGUCUGACUUCACAAGGCGCUCGUCAGGCAUGGGAUGCCCUCGGUGAGAUUCUUGGGCAGAGCAACGAUGGAUCCUCGAGUAUCUCAGACUCGGAGAGCGUGGCUUCCAUAGGCGAGCUGGACUUUUCUCACUCGAACAAUGCCUCUGGGGCUGCAGGUGGUAGUGGAACAGCAGGUGCAGGCAGCUUGGGCUUGCCCACCUCGGGCGACAAUGCAGAUGGCGUCUCUUCUCUUGGACCUCCCGAAGAAGAGGGCAAGUCGAAUUGGGAACAUCUCAGCCCUCGCGAGAUGCGCUUCCUCUCCUCUACUGCCGCCGCCGAGAAGCAGCAUCGUGAUCGCUCGAGAUCUCCCUCGCCUUCACCUCUGCCGUCCAGAGUGGGCGGUGGGAACAGCAUUGUAGGCAGUCUAGGCUCGCCAACCAAUGCCCUCGGCGCUGGACGAAUCACACGACCUUCUGCCUCUCCGGGCAACAGCCCACGCACAAGCUUCAGUAGCAAUCAUGGCUUUGGCUCUCCCUCCUCUACCUCUUCCAUUGGUGGUGGAGCCGGCAGUCCAAUCGGCAGCGGCAGCAGUGCAGGUGGUCUGGGCAGUCUACACCGCGAGAUUCGACCCAUGCCUCUCCCGCGUCGCUCGAGCUCCUCAGCACACACGAAUUCGCACCUCUCUUCCUCCUUGUCCUCUCCCUCAUCCUCCUCUAGCGGUCCACCAGCAUUGCUACAGAGAGCCUACUCGGAUUCGCAGCCUCUGCGUCCUGUGCUGGACUUUGAGGCGAUGGAUUUGGAGGCGGCUAGGAGGAAAGCGCGACUCGCGAGGGGUGGAGGGGCGGAUGAUGAAGAGGAUGAAGAUGAUGACGUUGAGGAGGAGGACGAUGAGGAUGAAGAGGAGGUUGGACCGUUGGGACCUAGAAGUCCCAAUAAGGUGGGAGGCAUCGAUGAAGUGGAACAUGUCUUUGUCAAGCGCCACCUCUCCAUCCAAUUCAGGGUAAUGUCUGAACACGCCAUCUCCAAAUGCCUUUCUCCUUCCGCUGUGCAGGUAGGCCUUUACCGGCUCGAGCUCAGCAAUGUCCUCCUUGAAGCGGAAUAUGUGUGGGUACUUGCGCGAGCGCUGCAGCGAGGCCAUCAGGCGAGGGAAGGCGAAGCUGAGGCCGGAGAGGACCUCGCUGACUUCUUCGAGGAGGAGAAGGCAGGGAGGGUACAGGCGAGGCUAGGCGGAUGUACUCCCCUCGGCCCGGAAUCUCGGGCCAGCUGGAGGAGAAGAGAAGAGGAGGUAGUCAGUUCAGAUGGGAUGCUGGUCAUUACAGAGAUUAUCAUGGCAUCACCACUCUCCCUCACAUCGACCAUCUUACUCAACGAUGGCAGGUCCAUUCCGCGCUUCGGGCUCGGCGUGUACAUGAACAGAGGACAGACCUGCGUCAAAGGAAUCAAGUCUGCCCUCGAAGCUGGGUACCGCCACAUCGACACCGCCCAAUUGUACGGCAACGAAGCCGAGACUGGCGAAGCCGUCCGCUCCUUUUGCUCAGGUCCAGGCCAGGAAACCGCCACGCCGCACCAGGACGAUAAAGACGGCAAGGGUGUCUCGCGCGAGCAGAUCUACAUCACUUCCAAGGUCUGGGAUAGCAAUCACGGUUACGAUGCUGCGAUGAAGAGUGUGGACAAAAGUCUGAAAACGGCUGGACUGGAGUAUUUCGAUCUCUUCUUGCUGCAUUCUCCCAAUCCCGGAAAAGCAAAGAGAUUGGAGGCGUAUCGCGCUCUUCUACAAGCUAGGAAAGAUGGCAAGAUCAAAUCGGUUGGUGUGAGCAACUAUGGUGUUAAGCACAUCGAUGAGCUCCUAGAGGCCUUUCCGGACGAAAAGGACCGGCCGGUGCUCAACCAGAUUGAAGUCAGCCCGUUCUUCCAGAGAGAGGAGAUUGUCAAGAGGUGUAGGGAGAAGAAGAUCGAGGUCCAGGCUUACUCGCCACUGGGGAAGGGGGAGCACCUCAACUCACCUGAGCUAAAGACGAUUGCAGAUCGCUACGGCAAGAGCACCGCUCAACUCCUCAUCCGCUGGUCUCUGCAACGAGGCUUUAUCUGCAUCCCCAAAUCCGCCAAUCCAAAGCGCAUAGAGGAAAAUGCAGACGUCUUCGACUUUGAAAUUUCAGAGGCAGACCUUAAACAGCUCGAUGGAAUGGAGACUGGGUAUGGAAUUACUUGGGAUCCGACUAAGGCUCCAUAA
Molecule: messenger RNA, 7080 nt
Organism: Microstroma glucosiphilum
Lineage: Eukaryota; Fungi; Basidiomycota; Exobasidiomycetes; Microstromatales; Microstromataceae
Exons: 9
Coding region: 1-7080 (2359 amino acids)
Biological process (GO): cytoskeleton organization
Cellular component (GO): cytosol
Molecular function (GO): oxidoreductase activity
Source: RefSeq, a predicted model, not a curated record